Molecule: messenger RNA, 1376 nt
Organism: Calliphora vicina (urban bluebottle blowfly)
Lineage: Eukaryota; Metazoa; Arthropoda; Insecta; Diptera; Calliphoridae
Gene: Sc2
Product: trans-2,3-enoyl-CoA reductase Sc2
Exons: 5
Coding region: 155-1060 (301 amino acids)
Biological process (GO): very long-chain fatty acid biosynthetic process
Molecular function (GO): oxidoreductase activity, acting on the CH-CH group of donors
Source: RefSeq, a predicted model, not a curated record
AAAAAACUUUCUCCCAAAUUGAACUUUGAAAUUUCUCCCUGUCAUUUUAUAAACUUCUUCAAGAGCAGACGCGUCCGUGAAAAUCGGUCGUCAGUGUUGAAUCAAUUUGGAAAUUCUUUGACUAGUGACCAAUACUAAAUUAAUACAAAACGAAAUGGAGCUAGAAAUUUUAAAUGCCAAAAACUCCAAACCCUAUGGCAAAGUAACGGCACCGGCAGCCACUAACAUUGGUGACUUAAGGGAGCUGAUACACCAAAAGUUAAAAUCAACACCAGAUUCCAAUAGACAAUCGCUGCGUUUGGAACCCCGUGGUAAAUCUGUAAAAGACACUGACACUUUGCAGUCAUUAAAUUUACGUGCCGGCGACCGUGUAUACAUUAAGGAUUUGGGACCACAAAUUGGCUGGAAGACUGUGUUCUUGGCAGAAUAUGCCGGACCACUUAUUGUAUAUUUGCUCUUCUAUACACGACCAGAAUUAGUGUAUGGCAAAUCGGCUACACUUCCCAUUACACUAACAACACACAUUGCUGCGGCUUGUUAUACCGUGCACUAUAUGAAACGUUUGUUGGAAACAAUAUUUGUGCAUCGUUUCUCUCAUGCUACUAUGCCCAUGCGUAAUCUCUUUAAGAAUUGCUCUUAUUACUGGGGAUUUACCGCUUAUGUAUCCUAUCAUGUCAAUCAUCCAUUGUUUACUGAACCCUGCAUGUGCCAAGUUUGGGCUGCAUUAGCUGGAUUUGUGUUUUGCGAGUUGGGUAAUUUCUCAAUCCACAUUGCUUUGCGUAACUUGAGACCACCCGGCACUAAAGUGCGCAGAAUUCCUGUACCAGAUGGCAAUCCUCUAACCAACUUGUUCCACUUGGUAUCCUGCCCCAAUUAUACUUAUGAAAUUGGUGCCUGGGUUUCAUUCUCCAUUAUGACUUCUUGUCUAUCAGCUUUCUUGUUUGCCGUUGCUGGUGCCUAUCAAAUGACCGUUUGGGCCAUGGGUAAACAUCGUAACUAUCGCAAGGAAUUCAAAGACUAUCCCAAACAAAGACGUGCCAUUUUCCCAUUUGUGCUCUAAGUUUUUAAAAAGUGUUUCUUGCUUUUCAAAGCAUUUUCCCUACAAAAAACAACAUUUCCACUUUUAACUUUAGCAAAUUUACAUGUAAGACAAUCUUCCCUUUUAUAUAUGAAGAUUGUAUGUAUGAUCUUUCAUUUGACAAAUUUUUGGUGUGUAUUGGUUAAUUGCAGUAGUCGGUAAUUUUCUAGUGAGUUACUGUUAGCACUGUAACCUUUUAAUUAUUAAUGUAAUUUUAAAUUGUACGUAUUUAUAUGGCAUAUGUAAGUGUGAAAUAUUAAAAUCAAUAAAUAAAACUGGUUUUGAGAAACUAAUAAAA